AUGCCCGACAAUUUGUCGGCAAUAUUCGAAACAAUACUAGAUUACGCAGAGGAGGAAGCAGCCGGCACAUCGACUUGUCAAAAUCCACCGAAACAACAUCAAAAGCUCUAUCACAAAAAUGCUGUAGAGAUUCUGGAAGACUUUGCACUGCUGAAAAACGAGAAAAAAGAAGAAAUCUCAUUUCAAGAGUUGGCUCAAAGUUUUAUCGAUGAUUGGGACGUUGCAAAUUCAAAGUCGAUAUCUAUUCAGCAGUUGUCGCAUUUUCUAAGCUCGCCUAAAAUUCAAGGCGUUCUCUGGGCAGCACAGGAAAUUUCAGCGGGUCGAUUUGCCCCACAACUUCCAGAUGUACCGUUUGAAGUUGAUGAAGACGAUGGGGUGGCUGUGAAAAUUGUCAGAAUAGUCCGAAGAGGCGAGCCGCUGGGCGCCACUAUCAAAUGCGAACGUGGCAAAGUGUACGUAGCACGAAUCAUGGCCAACGGAGUCGCGGAUCGUAGUGGAUGCAUUCAGGAGAAGGAUCGAGUGCUGGAAGUUAACGGGGUCACUGUGGCGGAUAAGGAGCCCAGGGAGAUUGUGAACUUGUUGGAUAAAUGUGAUAAUGGCAUAAUAACUUUCAAAUUGAUACCUGCAGAAGUGAAUCAGAAGUUGAAGCAGAAAAAGUCAUCACAUCGUUAUGUGAGAGCACUCUUCGACUACGAUCCUUGGCAAGAUCGCCGUCAUCCCUGCCCUGAAGCAGCCAUCUCGUUCCGAGCCGGAGAUAUACUGGAAAUCCUCGAUGAGAAGGAUCAGUACUGGUGGCAGACUAGAAAAAUUGGAUUCGGAGCACUAGCGAGACGGAAAGAGAGCCAUGAUGAAGAGCAGAUUGGUGGAGAGUCCAAAAAAGUUGGCCUAGUCCCAUCAGAAUGGUUACAGUGCCAAUCAGAGAAUCCGGAUGGUCUAGGCUCGUCAGAUGAUUUGCAGUUUCUAGAAAGUCAUAAAGAUCGCUACUACGAAGGCGUGUUUCGAUGGCGGAACAAAAAGAAGCGACGACGAGUAGUGGUGCUUUUGGGAGCUCCCGGCGUUGGACGCAACGAGAUUCGAAGGCAGUUCUUUAAAGUUUUCGCUGAUAGAUUCACCAACGCCAUUCCACAUACGAGUAGACCUCCAAGACCCAACGAGACGGACGGCGUCAGCUACCACUUCACGACACGUGCCGAAAUGGAACGAAUGAUUGAGCGAAAAGAGAUGUUGGAGUACGGAGAGUUCCGAGACAAUUUAUACGGAACCGCUCUGCAAUCCGUCAGGCGUGCCAGCGAACGAGGCACCGUGCUUCUGACACCCCAUCCGUUGGCCAUUGAGAAUAUCCGCACGUGGGAGUUCGCGCCGAUUGUGAUAUUUGUGCAACCGCCGGAUUUUGGAGAGUUUAAGCACACCCGAGAGGUCUACCGUGCCCAAACCACACGUUCCCACUCGGCCGCUUCCUCAUCCAACGUCUCCCAAAACACCGCAGCUACAAAUGCUCGCGCGUUCUCCGACACUGAAAUCCGUCAAAUUAUUGAGAAUUCCGCACAAAUGGAGCAGAAAUAUAGGGGAGUGUGUGAUGCGAUCAUACGAAACGUCGAUUUCGAGACGACAAUGAACGAGUUGACUGGUCUGAUCUAUAAUCUCGAAUCGAAAGCCACGUGGAUGCCGACCAAGUGGUUAGCUGAUAUUGGAGAAUAA
This is a messenger RNA of Caenorhabditis briggsae, 1698 nucleotides long. Gene Ontology annotation, cellular component: plasma membrane; cell-cell junction. The transcript is spliced from 8 exons. Gene Ontology annotation, molecular function: protein binding. NCBI's taxonomy places the organism in Eukaryota, Metazoa, Nematoda, Chromadorea, Rhabditida, Rhabditidae. The coding region runs from base 1 to 1698 and encodes 565 amino acids. The record is from RefSeq and is a predicted model, not a curated record.